Messenger RNA from Monopterus albus (swamp eel), 3753 nucleotides. RefSeq names its product delta/notch-like EGF repeat containing (gene dner). Gene Ontology annotation, cellular component: plasma membrane; protein-containing complex. Lineage: Eukaryota; Metazoa; Chordata; Actinopteri; Synbranchiformes; Synbranchidae. Gene Ontology annotation, molecular function: calcium ion binding. The transcript is spliced from 14 exons. Gene Ontology annotation, biological process: heterophilic cell-cell adhesion; establishment or maintenance of epithelial cell apical/basal polarity. The record is from RefSeq and is a predicted model, not a curated record. The coding region runs from base 291 to 2537 and encodes 748 amino acids.
UGUCGUCAGCCUUCAUCAUCACUGUGACUCAGAGAGAAAAAGGAGCCGAGUGCCCUCCCCUUCUCCUCCCGCAUCCCUACCUUCUCUCCCUCAGCCUCACCACCAUCAGCCAGUCUCCUCUCAGUCAUUCUCUCUGCGCACAGCUGAGGCUCAGCAUCCUUUCUCUCGCACACAGUCGCUCACACAUCUCUCACUUGCUGGCUGAGCGUAGCCAGCACGAACGGUAGCUCUCAGGAAGCAAGAGAAAGACGAUUAACAAAAGAGAGAAGAAAAGAAACAAGACAAAGAGGAUGAAGAUGAAUGUGUGCAGUGUGCCGGCAGUUCUCCGCUCCUAUCCCACUCUGACUGUACGAAGCUUCACCUCCCCCCUGCUUCUCCUCCUCCUCCUUCUCAGCAGCAGCGACAUCGGGGCCAUCCCUUCCCCGUUCCUGCUGGCCCCAGACACCCCGGCCCCGGCUGAGCCCACCCUGACCCAGGCCACACCUCGUCCGGACCCUUGUGACGGCCGGCCCUGCCUCAAUGGGGGCUUCUGCCUGACCCUCCCCGCCACUGGGAGGCCAGAGGACACCUGGAAGUACACCUGCACCUGCAGCCAGGGCUUCACGGGACGCAACUGUGAGUUUUUCACAGACCCAUGUGCCAGCAGUCCCUGUCUCCAUGGAAACUGCAGCCGGAGCGAUGGCGGGGAGGAGGGGGAGCCGGCUUACACCUGCGAGUGCACCGAGGGCUAUGAGGGGGAGAAAUGUACCCCUGUCACCCCCACCACUGUUGCCGCCACCCAGCCGCCACAGCCAACCACCGUCCCCUCCACCACAAUGCCGGCACCUCCCACCCUGCAGCCAUGGCAACCCAAGUCUGGGCAGAGACUGCUCAUGGUGCCGUGGGAUGCAGACAGGGUGACGGAGGGUCUGCACUGUGUGAGUCCUGAGCUGUGUGAGCUGACGUCAGGAACUCUGACUCUGUCUCUGGAGGUCCCUGAAGAGACAGCUGUAAAGGUGGUGGUGAAUGCUAGUGGAGCUCCAGUGCUGUGGCGUGUGAAUGAAGACGGUUUCCACCGUCCCUCCAUUUUGAAUGGCACCGUGAUGUGGUUCCUGCAGGCCCCUGAUGGACUGGUGGUACCGGACCACUCACUGCCACUGGGACAGAACUACUUUCUCAGUGUGCUGCGUGUGGGCACACCCACAGCCCCCGAGGUCACCCUGCGUCUCAACCUAACAGUGAAGGCCAGCAGCUGCGUGGAGCCCGGCAGCAGCUUCAGUGACCCUCAGUGCUCUGGGAAAGGCAAAUGUAUCACGCAGCCCUCUGAGAGCACUUUCUUCUGCGAGUGUGAGGAUGGCUACACUGGGAUCUUCUGUGAGGAGUACGACGCCUGCCACCACAGGCCUUGCCGCAACAACAGCACCUGCACCGAUGUUAGACAGGGAGAUGAAGGGCGGAACUUCACAUGCAACUGUGCACCAGGUUAUGAAGGGGAGCGUUGCCAGUCGCUGGUUGACCGUUGCCUCUCUCAGCCCUGUAAGAACGGAGCUACUUGCAUCAGCAGCCUGCCUGGGCCCAGGUGCUACUGUCCUGAAGGUUACCAGGGUGCUACAUGUGAGCAGAAGGUGGACCCGUGUGCCUCUGGCCCUUGUCACAAUAACGGCACAUGCUACUCCCAGGGCCCCAGCCCCCUGGGGUUUGGCUGUAGUUGCACAGCAGGCUUCACCGGCCCUACAUGCACCCAGCUGGUGGACUUCUGUGCCCUGAACCCCUGUGCUCAUGGCGUCUGCCGCAGUGUGGGCAACAGCUACAGGUGUCUGUGUGUCCCAGGCUACCAUGGCUUGUACUGUGAGGAGGAGUACAAUGAAUGUCUGUCUGCACCCUGCCAGAACUAUGCCACCUGUAGGGAUCUUAUCAAUGCUUAUGAGUGUGUCUGCACGCCACAGUUUGAAGGCAAACACUGUGAAAUCUAUAAGGAUCCAUGUCUGAGGAUGCACUGUCAGAAUGGAGGCCGCUGUGAGAGUGCAGGACUUAACGCUUCCUGCGCCUGCCCAUCUGGAUAUUUGGGGGACAAAUGUGAGGUCGAUGUCAACGAGUGUGAAAGCAACCCGUGUCACCAUGGAGGCACCUGCAUUGACCAAUCAAAUGGCUUCACCUGUCACUGUCCACCUGGCUGGGUAGGCCCCAGCUGUGAGAUCCACCUGCAGUGGAAGCCAGCACACACUGAAGACACCCUGACCAACAUGCCCCGCCACUCCCUCUACAUCAUCAUUGGAGCACUGUGUGUGGCCUUCGUCCUCAUGCUCAUCAUCCUUAUUGUUGGCAUCUGCCGCAUCAGCCGCAUUGAGUACCAGGGAUCAUCGCGCCACGCCUACCAGGAGUUCUACAACUGCCGCAGCAUUGACAGCGAGUUCAGUAACGCCAUCGCCUCCAUCCGCCAUGCCAGGUUUGGCAAGAAAUCCAGGCCUGCCAUGUAUGAUGCCACUCCCAUUGCUUAUGAAGACUACAGCCCUGAUGACAAGCCUUUGGUGACCCUCAUCAAGACAAAGGAUUUGUAAAACACAACCAUCCCAGCAUAUCACAGGCAGCACACAUUCAACUGCACGUGUAGACAUGUGCAUUAAACCCUCACAUGUAUACAGAUAGUCAAUAUUAAUCUUUUAGUAUUUCUUAAGGAAAAAAACAGCAAAAGUAAAGUUGAGAAAAUUACAAAUAAUACUCUGUAGUUUAAAAAGAACCAAUCUGGAGUUUGACACAUCUAUUUUCCUGUCAAAGUCCACAGUAAGGCUUUAUUGUAGCAUAAAAGCAUACUUUGCAUUAAUUAAGUUGGGUGACACUAGCAGUAACCUCUGCUGUCUAAUAGAGUGAUGACUUUAGUCUGCACCAGACUGUCUGUCUGUAGGUGGGGCCAGCAACCCAGGGGUCCACAUUUCUAAGUGUAAACUCAGCAGACAGUGCUGACAACAGUCCUUACAGGUGUUGUAGAAAUGGGUGCAAUCAUCUCGGUGUGUACACUGUAUCUUUUUCUAUGUCUAAAAAUCUUUUGCAGUAGGUUGCCUUACUUCAUGCAUGGUUAGAUUUGAUGUUCUCUCUUCAUGAUUUCAAACUUCUUCAUUCUUGGUUGUAAUUCUUCUCAUGACAUUUGUAUUUCUCUCUGUCAAGAUUGUGCCAAAUAUUUUAUUUAGGUAAUUUGUGGUUAGUAGAUAAAUACAUACGUGUAUAAAAGUACUAGUCACAGAAGAUUUCUUUUUAAAAUACAUAUUGUCCUGUUCUCUACAUGCAAGUUGCUCCGUGGCGUAUGAGUUGAAAGUGGGUUUACUGAAGUACUGUGACUCUGCCAUCCUGCUGUAUGUAUUUCAGUGACAUUUAGGUUAAUAGGUGGGUAUAUUUCUCAGUGCACAGAAAAAAAUAGUUGGUUUUAUUCAGUGUACCUGUUUAUCCCAGUGUACAAAUUCACCUCUAGUAUUGACAGUGUUGAACAGUUUCUGGAUGAGACAUCUUUGCUGGAGUGGCCUCUUGCUGUCUUUACAGUGGAGAAGAGGAAGAGGAAGCAGAGGGGGAUGAUCUACUCCAGAAUAUGUGUGCUUCUGUGUCCUGCCAAUGGAAAACUGUCUGUGCAGCUGUGAUGUUCCUAUCAAGGUCAAGCAUUGUUUUACCAAUAGGCUCAGCUAAUCUUCUUUUGUUUUUCUCUCUUGUUUUAAUACAGCAGCCACAUGAUGAUUACCUAUUAUCUAUGUUGAAUGAUGUGAAUAAUAAAGAUUCAAGUGAAUAUAA